UAAGAAUUUUGCCAAGCUCCGGUACUACAUACAUUUGAAAGGGAAUAAUAGGUAAUGAUCCCCGUGAAAAAGGAGAUCGAGGAUCUUUCUCACGAAAAUAAUUCAAUUUUAAUUUUUGUAGCCAACUUACUGAUGGCCCACGAAAUAAAGUGAAGUCAACUCCUCUUCACACUUUCAAAAGCUGACGUCAUCAUACACCUCACUAUGCGGCACCCUCAAAGUCUCAAACUCAUUUAAGUAGCGAGUAGAAGACACUUCCCUACUCACACCAUCUUGAUCACUUGUCUCACUAAAUAAAUCAUCAAACUCAGAACCACAAGCCAUGUAUGCUUAUAACAACUCCAGUAGUUGUAAUAGCUAUAGCAGCAAUAGUAAUGAAGACUCCUACCCUUGUUAUCCCGGGGACUUUCUUGCGCAUACUCAGAUGCCGCCUCUCCAACUGGAUAGCCUGAUAAUAACAAACAAUGGGUACGACACUGUGUCAGCUGCAUUGAUGAUGAAACAAGAGCAGCUUCAGAGUGGUGGUGGUCGAAGUAGUUAUGCCUCUCCUACUUCACUCACUCAGCCUUCCAGUGAUUUCAUGAUGCAGAGGAGUGCGAGUAGUCAGUCGUUUCAGAAUCAUUUCAACGGCUUCCAGUAUCAUCAACAGCUCAACCACUUGUCCGGAUUUCAGGAUUCGGGCCCUGUGAGAAAGGCCUUCAGCACGGGCGAUUUAGAGAGAAUUAACAUGGUACAACAUCAGCAUAGAUCAGACAGUCCAUUAUCAAAUGAGAGCAGCAUUAUUGAGUGUAUGAACGCUAAAGCGUGCAAGUACAGCCCCGAAGAGAAAAGAGAGAAGAUUGAGAAAUACAGAAACAAGCGUAACCUCAGAAAUUUCAACAAAAAAAUCAAGUAUGAAUGCAGAAAGACAUUGGCUGAUAGCCGACCAAGAAUCAGAGGAAGAUUUGCGAAGAACAGUGAUGAAAGUGAAAAGGAAGGGCAGCUGAUAAACGAGUGGAACCAUGUCCCUGCUCAUAACCAUGUCUCUCUUGAACAAGAUGAUGAAAAUUGGAUUAAUUUUCUCGACGCUUUCUCAUCCAAUUUACUUCCUUGAUUCCGUGUGUAUAUAACCCUCCGUUUCAAAUUGACUGCUUAAGAAUAUUUUCAUGUACGAUGAACAGUACACACGCAUAAUACUGUAAUCAAAAAGUGUGUUUCCGAAAGAAAAAGGUGUGAACCUAUAGUCUAGUUUCUACUGAGAGCACUAAUUCUAGUUUGCUCCACUCACCUUCCUACAUUACGUACACCCUUGAAACAUACCUCAAAGAGUGUGCGAAUCUUGAACACCUUGCGCAAAACU
Molecule: messenger RNA, 1339 nt
Organism: Daucus carota subsp. sativus
Lineage: Eukaryota; Viridiplantae; Streptophyta; Magnoliopsida; Apiales; Apiaceae
Product: two-component response regulator-like APRR1
Exons: 3
Coding region: 323-1093 (256 amino acids)
Biological process (GO): regulation of flower development
Cellular component (GO): nucleus
Molecular function (GO): protein binding; DNA-binding transcription factor activity
Source: RefSeq, a predicted model, not a curated record